AUGAAGGAAAUUCGCGAUCUUAUCACCAAUAUCAAACGUCGCGACAAAUCUUUCGACAUUGCUGGUAUCUUGGUCUACAGCGGCAGAAAUCUAACGGUGCGGAACAAGACGGCUUUUUUCAUGAGUUCCGAGGACCUUCACGCGCUCUGCACCUCAAAGUCCGCUAGCUCCUCAAUGGCUCGUGCCCGGACCAGCCUUGCAUCUGCUUUGAAGAAGGAGGCUUCUUCGGAUAAGGAUGUGCUACCUUACACGAAGGAACGUCAGAAACAAUUCACGCGAUUGUUUCUUGAUCUUUUGAAUGGGUGCUUGGCUGAAAAGGAUCGACGCACGUCGGCCCCUUGGACCACGUGGCCCAAUCUCGCCUACCAAUUCAAACUGGUUAUCACAGGUUGGGAUUCUGCUAUGGUCGACAUAGCCUUCUGCCCGGGAUUUGCACCUACCAAGAUCACAAGCUCUCAAUGGAAGCACCUAUCGACUCUGAUUGUAAAGAAGCUCUUGGUGGUGAAGCCCUGGUCUGACGGCAAGCUUACUGAUGCAGCUGAGAACCGGACACAUACCACUCAAUGGUUACCUAUAUCGCAUAACAAAGUCAACCACCAGCCGCUGCGACGCAUGUUGGAGGAGAAGGAGACAGGAAGUAGCGGAGACAGUGGUACACUAUCUAUUCGAGUGCCAAGAAUACGCGGCAGAACGCUGUGUUCCCGAUUUUGCCUUUGCCCAUACAUCAUUGUGCUGUGUCCCCUCCUUUUGCCUUUGUCCACCUACACACCUCACUCCACCCUUUUUUUCUUUUAA
Molecule: messenger RNA, 795 nt
Organism: Laccaria bicolor S238N-H82
Lineage: Eukaryota; Fungi; Basidiomycota; Agaricomycetes; Agaricales; Hydnangiaceae
Exons: 10
Coding region: 1-795 (264 amino acids)
Source: RefSeq, a predicted model, not a curated record